AUGGGAGCCACAGACGAAACGAAGAACCUCAUUCGACACAAAAUGUCCUCCCUCCUCAUGGCUCAUAGGCCGCGCGACGUGCUUUCCAAGGUCGAGCGCGAUGCACUUAAAGAACUCAGGGCAGACAACGACCUCGUUAUAGUGCCUGCGGACAAGGGGCGUUCAACGGUCGUACUGGACAGGACAGACUACAAUCAAAAAGCCAAAAGCUUGUUUGAGGAUCGUCAGUCCUAUGUCCCAUGCGAAUACAACUCCAUAAAAACGUUGACACGCGAGAUUAACGCGACACCGCUGGCAAUGGAGAACUCAGGUGCAAUAUCGCCAAUCGACCGACGCAUGGCGAGAGCACAAGAAACGGCCCUAGCCCGAUUCUACAGUCUCCUAAAAGUACACAAAGAGGGCGCUCCUUUCCGGCCUACCGCAUCGCUAACGGGCACUCCAAGCUACGGCAGGGGCAAAGUGGCUGUUUUGACGUCUCAAGAUUCUGACCUCCGAUUCGAACACCACAGUCAACUCUUCAACACAGUUCUUAGAUAA
Molecule: messenger RNA, 537 nt
Organism: Spirometra erinaceieuropaei
Lineage: Eukaryota; Metazoa; Platyhelminthes; Cestoda; Diphyllobothriidea; Diphyllobothriidae
Source: the annotation of a GenBank genome assembly